UAUCGUCUUUCGUAAAUUGAAUAUUACAGUACUGUCGGUAGUCGCACCGCUGUCAGUCACGCAUCAGAAUAUGGUCAGUGUAGUUCGAGUACCAUAAUACAGCGCGCUCGAUGAACUAUUAACUUUAUUUUAACUAACGACUCGUCUAUUAAAUGUUAUAAUUGUUUGGAAAGUUUCUUUGACACACAUUGCGAAUAAAAAUGUUGCAAUUACGUCGGUGAUAUAUGCGUAUUAAAUAAUAGUGCAUUAAAUCAAAAAUCUUGUUCGAAAUCUGUGAUAUAUAUUUUAUUUGAAUUUUUGUUGUUUUUUUUUGUGUUAGCACGGGCUGUGUAUAUUGUGUUUUUUUAUAAAACUUCUACUAGACAUAAUCAUAAUUAAAAUGAAUAAAAAAGAAGAAAUGGAGAAAAUUCCUUACCCGAAAUCAGUAUUCUUUAUAGUCAGUAAUGAAUUUUGCGAACGAUUCAGCUACUAUGGCAUGCGAACUAUCCUCAUCCUGUAUCUCACGAAUAUACUACUGUUUAGUGAAUCACAAUCCUUAGUAACUUACCAUUCGUUCUCCAUGGCUGUAUAUUUUUUUCCAAUCAUUGGUGCCAUAAUUUCAGACAGUUUUUUAGGAAAAUUCAAUACAAUCCUCUAUGUUUCGAUGAUAUAUGCUAGUGGAAGUAUAUUACUUGCACUAACAGCUAGUGAUCCCAUAGGGUUACCCAAAGUUGGCUUCUCAGUAUUGGGCCUAUUACUCAUAGCCGUGGGCACUGGUGGUAUUAAACCAUGCGUCGCAGCCUUUGGAGGAGACCAAUUUCGCCUACCCCAACAGGAGAAGGAUCUAGAGAGGUUUUUUUCAUUAUUUUACUUCUCCAUCAAUGCUGGAAGUUUGAUAUCAACUUUUAUUACUCCCAUUUUAAGAAAUGAUGUACAUUGCUUCGGUAAUGAGAGCUGCUUUCCUUUGGCUUUCGCAGUGCCUGGAAUUCUAAUGAUAAUUUCUGUAGUCAUCUUCGGCUUAGGACGGCCAACGUAUAAAAUCAAAAAACCAGAGGGAAACGUUAUAGUACAGGUUACAAAAUGUAUUGUGUGUGGAAUAAAGAAUAAGUUCAAGUCCAAAGAUAAAAAGGAACAUUGGCUUGAUUAUGCAGAAGAAAAAUACGGAGAAAAACUAGUAAACGAGGUUAAGGCAACACUCCAUGUUUUGGUUCUCUUUCUUCCGCUGCCGAUUUUCUGGGCUCUCUAUGACCAGCAAGGAUCAGGAUGGACUUUGAUGGCAGUGAGAAUGGAUGGAAACAUUGGAUUCUACACAAUUUUGCCAGAUCAGAUGCAAGUCGUCAAUCCAUUGUUGAUUUUGGCUUUUAUUCCACUGUUUACCUACUACGUAUAUCCACUUCUAGGAAAAUGCAACUUACUGAAGACUUCUCUGCAGCGAAUGGCUUGUGGAGGACUUUUAGCAGCUGUCGCUUUUGCCGUUUCUGCAUUUGUCACCAUGGCUAUUGAAAAAAAUGAUCCAGUGUUGCCAUCAGCUGGUAACUUACAAUUAAGGGUGUAUAAUCCGUCAAACUGUCAGAUGUCUUUAAGCACCGAUGUAACAGAAAUAAAGUCAUUUUCCUUGGAUCCAAUAUCUUCAUAUGUGAUGACGGAUAUUGACUGGAGUGGAAAUAAAUCUGUAACGUUUACAUUUGAAUCUAAUAGUAAAGAAUGCCCAGGUGGUCAAGAAACGUUUGAUCUAUUAGAAAAGAAUGCCUAUGGUGUUUUUAUCCAAUCAAAUGGGACGAUCCGCUUUUAUAAAGAUGACGUUGCUAAGAGUAAAACUGGUUAUCCUUUAGUGAGAACGCUACCUUAUACUGACACAGAUGUUAAGUAUACCUUGAAGGGGAAAUCAAUUAAUAUCAACUCAGGAAACACUUCUGCAAAAGAAUUUUCCAGUCCUGGUCAUUGGUCAAUAAAUGUAGGAAAGAAACAAUUUAACAAAACUGUAAACUUGGAACUUGGUGGAACAUAUGCCGUAAUGCUUAAUAAAAACCAAAUGGAAAUGGCUUAUACGAUAGUGACAAAACCUAAUUCAGUCCAUAUAGCUUGGUUACUUCCUCAAUAUUUUAUUAUAACUGCUGCAGAGAUUAUGUUUUCCAUCACUGGAUUAGAGUUUUCGUACUCUCAAGCCCCGGCAUCAAUGAAGUCUUUACUGCAAGCUUGCUUUUUAUUGACCACUGCAUUUGGAAACUUAAUUAUUGUUAUUAUAGAAUCCAUGGAAAUUUUUGAGAAGAAGAGUAACGACUUUUUCCUAUAUUGUGGACUGAUGGUGGCCGAUAUGUUGAUCUUUUCGUUCAUGGCAAUGAGGUACAAGUAUAUCAAAAAAGAAGAAUCACCUCCAAUAUCAGAAAUCGAGCCUAUAGCAACUAAGGAAAAUCAAAACGGGGGUAUCGACAAUCCAUCCUUCGUAAAAAGUUCCAAUAAUGUUAAUGCUUAAGAAAAACAACUCGAAUUUUCAAUUGAGAAAAUUUAAUUUGUUUGGGGGCCACAUUAACAACAAGUGUACUGAUCUUUUAAUAAUCAAGAAAUCAAGAUUUAGAUAACAUACCGUUAACAUAAAAUUGGAGUGAUCUUGUACAAGAUAACAGAUUAUCUAGCUUACCCUCUUUAUAGUACCUAUCCCACUUAAUUUUUCUUGUAGUUAUUUAUUUUAUUUAUUAGUUAAAAGCAUUUGACUAUAAAAUAUAGAACACCUUAGUACAUAUUGUAUAAAUAUCAGUUUACACUACCCCCAGUAUUGAAAGAAAUAGAGAAAUGUAAAUAUGUUGACUGACUUUAUUUAUUUAUUGACGUUAAUGCAACUAAAUGACUAUCUUUAAAAAAUCCAAAAAUGUUUAUUUCUUUUUAAGAUGUGUAAUUUUGGUAUACUGUUGGUACCUACUUUAUUUCUUAAAAGACCUUAAAAGACUGUAUAUAGGUUCCAAUUGGAGAUUUUCUAUAUUUAUAUAAUAUUCCAGAUUGAAAACAUUUGUAAAUUCUGAACAAUAGCAUUAUGUGCAUUAAAGAAAGUGUACCUAUAUAAAAAAUUAUAGAAUUUAAGAAAAUUUUGUUAAAAUAUAUAUAAAAAUAGAUUUAUAAAUACUUUAUAACAUGAAAUUCUUUUGGAUAAAGUUCUUUUCAGUAGCAUUUUUCAGUGCGUCACAAAUGAUAGAAAAAAAGGUAAGUCCGUGAUAAUACACAUUCAUAACAUUUAUUCUAACACGACAUUUUAGUUACAUCUGACAGUUGUCACAUUUUAAUGCAAUUUGGCAUAAAAACAAAUCAAUUUUGUUUAUUGCAUUUAUAAAAUGGUGUUUUCUUUGAUUUGUAUAGUCUUAUAAAUUGUACAUUAUAUUCGUAGAUAAUAAUAUAAUAUUCGUAAAUACCUUUUUUAGAUUAUAGCGCCAUCUAUCGACAACUAGAAUAAAUGUUAUAAAUGUCUCUAAUAACAGACGUGCCUUUUUUUCUGUCACAUACAAUUUAAUGCGUUAGAAAGAAAUCGAAAAACUGCGUGACGCACUGAAAGAUGCUCAUGAGAAAAAGAUUAAAACAAUAUUUUAUCAAACAAUUUUGGAAAUUUUUAAAGAUAAGUUGAAAGUAUUACCGAAGUAAAAGUAAGUUUUUAAGGAACUCUAACAAAAAUAUUUUUUUAUAAAACAGUUAAAAUACCACAAUUUGUUUUGUAUAUAUUAUAUAUACAUAAACAGUAAGCGCCACGCUACUCGACACAUGGGUAGGUACCUAAUUGCUAUGCUUAUGGGCUAACCCGGUCUGUUCUUAGAUGUGACUUUCAUCUCUAUCAUGUUACUACUGUCAAAGAACUAUUCAAAAUAAUAAUUGUUUUUCCAUACAAAAAAAUACAUUAGUUAAUAUUAUUGUUACUCUGCUUUAAAAUAACUUUUUAAACACCAAGAAUAUUACAAUGCUUCAAAACUUUUACCACUUCAAAUACACGUCAAACUUUACCACUUCAAAUACCAUGUCAAAUACAGCUGAUCUAUUAAAUGUCAACUUUCCAUGUUAGUAUUCAGUUUCUAUACAUUUUCUGACAUUCUAAACGUAACUAGACAUAAAAAUAAAAUUGCAACAAGUGAAGGAUCCGGGACUGUAAUAGCUCAAUGUUCCUAUGUGUCUAGUAGGGCGGCUGUUACUGUAUACAGAUACAUUUAUAAAUACUGUAAUAACAAAUAUAUUUUUACAUUGUGUACAUAUAUUGUUGUAAAUAUAUUUUAUUAUAUUA
Molecule: messenger RNA, 4234 nt
Organism: Diabrotica virgifera virgifera (western corn rootworm)
Lineage: Eukaryota; Metazoa; Arthropoda; Insecta; Coleoptera; Chrysomelidae
Product: peptide transporter family 1-like
Exons: 10
Coding region: 380-2452 (690 amino acids)
Biological process (GO): oligopeptide transport; transmembrane transport
Cellular component (GO): membrane
Molecular function (GO): dipeptide transmembrane transporter activity
Source: RefSeq, a predicted model, not a curated record